Molecule: messenger RNA, 558 nt
Organism: Sungouiella intermedia
Lineage: Eukaryota; Fungi; Ascomycota; Pichiomycetes; Serinales; Metschnikowiaceae
Source: the annotation of a GenBank genome assembly
AUGGACUCACAUACGUAUGACAGUCUAGAACAACGUCUUGACACCUUGAAGGUAGACGUAGGUGACUCCAAUGAGCUCUCAUUGGUCAAGCAGGUUGCACAGCUUCAGGCUAGACUAAACCAGUUAUACCAACAGAACCCGGAAUUGGGCAUCCUUGACCAGAUUCGCAAGGAAUUUCCUAAAACAAGACAAUCGAGAAUUACAGAGGGUUCUAUCUCAAAGGAAGAAAAACAGGAGACUAUCUUGAUAAAAUAUCCCCAAAUCAAAAUGGCGUAUCAGAGUUUGAUGGAACUUCAGAGCAUUGAAAUGCCGCAGCUUCCGAGCGAAAUUGCAGAGAAAUUGGAUAUCCAACAGAUAACUGUCAGAGAAAAUCAGCUCAAAGUUCUUGCAAAUAACUUCCACAUGAUGGUGGUGAAGAAUUUGGUAGUUUUAGAGAAGUAUGUUGGUAUGGCCGAGAACGAAGUGAGGUUUUGGAAUAGAAUAGAGAAAAAAGUCAACCAAUUGGGUGCUCAGGUGAACGCUGUCGAACGUGACCGGAGAAUGGAGAGUAAGUAUUAG